AUGGAUGGAGAGGAUAGUUUUGUGGCUCUGGUCCAUUGCUCUAGAAAAUUUCAAAAGAGCAAACGGCAUGGUGUGAAAUUCACAGAUAGAGAACCGGUUAGUAUUUUUAUCCGAUCUUCGAGUACAUUGGCAGAAAUUAAGCUCAGCAUACUACAAAAGCUCGGUACCCGUGAGACGAAGCUGGUUAAAAAGUUGUUUUACGAGAUUCCCAUUACCGUUGUGUCAACCGGUGUUAGAUAUGAGACCUUUGUGAUAGGGUCGGAUGAAGACCUGCAGGUCUUGUUUAACUGUAGUUUUCCGGAGGUGAGAAUACCUGAGAUGUUUGCGAAGUUGGAAGAUCGUGUGGAUAGCUCUGGGGCAUCGGCACCGGGUCCUCAGUCGACCACAGUGGGUGGUGCCUCGACAUCACUGCCUGUGGUAGCAGUGGUAGUUCCACCUCCCGAGCCCAAACGUGCUGGGGUUGAGUUUGAGGUCGGACCGGAUCGAGUUGAGAAUGCGCUGUGUGAUGAUGAUUCCGAUGAGGAGCCGGUCGAUAUUGGUGGGGACAGUGAAGAUGAUAUACCGAGAGGUGUACGUACAGCCCAUGGAGGUUCCGAUUCUGGAUCACAAGAGUACCCUCCCCACCUGUCGUCUUUGAACUUGGAGGCCAUCGGCCAACACCAGAAUGUAGAGGCAACAUUCUAUGGGCAGGGUAUGCAUGAUGGGACAGGUUUGACUGAAUUUCAGAUUGGCCAAUCGUUCCAGAGUAAGGAGGAAGCUGUGCUGAGCAUGAAAGAUUACAGCAUUCGGCGUGGAGUUGAGUACAGGGUUAUGGAGUCAGACAAUCUAAAAUACAAAGGGAGAUGCAAGGAGUUCAGUAACGGGUGCACGUGGUUGAUUCGGAUAGUCAUGCGGAAAAGGAAGAGCACAUGGGAAGUAAGGAGGUACAACGGACCACACACGUGUAUGGCCACAUCGAUUUCGAGCGACCACAAGCAGCUUGAUUAUCAUGUGAUUUGUGCAAGAAUCUUUUCGUUGGUUAGAGCUGAUGCGUCGGUAUUGAUUAAGGUGUUGCAAGAGGCAACAGAGACAACAUAUGGCUUCAAGCCAAGUUAUCGGAAGGUAUGGUUGGCAAAGCAGAAGGCAGUAGCACAGAUCUACGGUGAUUGGGAGGAGUCAUAUGCGGAUCUGCCCCGCUGGAUCCUUGGGGUCACAUUCACCAUGGACGGUUCCAUUGCUCUGCUGAAGACCUCCCCGGUUAGAGUGGGUGACCAGGUUGAUGAAGAAAGAGUCUACUUUCAUCGCAUGUUUUGGACAUUCCCUCCAUGUGUUGAGGCAUUCCGCCACUGUAAGCCACUCGUCAGUAUCGAUGGGACACACUUGUAUGGUAAGUAUGGAGGGACCUUGUUGUCGGCGAUUGCUCAAGAUGGGAAUUCGAAUAUUUUGCCUGUUGCGUUUGCACUAGUGGAGGGAAAAAAUGCUGAGUCUUGGUCAUAUUUUCUGUCCAAUCUUAGAAGACAUGUUACUUCACAGGAAGGUAUUCUCGUCAUCUCUGACAGACACAACGGCAUCAAGGCUGCGCUGGAGUCACCAGAUAGUGGUUGGCGACCUCUGUAUGCUUAUACGGCAUUUUGUAUUCGGCAUGUUGCUGCAAAUUUUGCCCUCACCUUCAAGGGGCAGGAUGUCAGGAGGUGGCUGGUUAACGCCGCUUAUGUGAAGACUGAAGCAGAAUUUGACUAUUGGUUUGAUAUAAUGAGGUCAGAGAACCCAGCCAUGUGUGAUUGGGCAAACAGGAUGGAUUAUGAGAUGUGGACACAACACAAGUACCCGGUUCGCACUCUUGUCCCCAAAUAA
Arachis duranensis is the source of this 1833-nucleotide messenger RNA. RefSeq lists its product as uncharacterized. Lineage: Eukaryota; Viridiplantae; Streptophyta; Magnoliopsida; Fabales; Fabaceae. The transcript has a single exon. Bases 1 to 1833 code for a protein of 610 amino acids. The record is from RefSeq and is a predicted model, not a curated record.